AGCUAGACGUUGCUAACAGACGUUGAUGCAGAUUGUAUACCGAAUGUAAUGUGUUUAAGAGACUUUUAAAACACAUACAAAGUAAAGGCAUUAAAGGGAGAUUAGUGUGUUUAACGGCAGUGUUUUAUCAAGGAGAGGAGAGACUGAAGAGCCAGGACGAAGACGAGAGAGAGAGACACACAGCCGGAGAAGGAGCACUGAGAGCAGCAUGGAGGAGAACAAAAAGACCCCUGGAGCUCAGAAACCGAAAGGAAGAGAGAGACGUCACAGCUGUCAGCAAUGUGACAAAUCCUUUACAACAUCUGAAUAUUUAAAGCUCCACCUGCGUAUUCAUACUGGAGAAAAACUGCACAGCUGUGAAGAGUGUGGGAAAACGUUCACGACAUCGGGUGCUCUCAAAACACAUCAGCGUAUUCACACUGGAGAAAAACCGUACAGCUGUGAAGAGUGUGGGAAAACGUUUACUCAAUCAGGUGCUCUCAAAACACAUCAGCUUAUUCACACUGGAGAAAAACCAUACAGCUGUGAAGAGUGUGGGAAAACUUUCACUAAAUCAAGUAAUCUAAAAUCACAUCAACGUAUUCACACAGGAGAAAAACCGUACAGGUGUGAAGAGUGUGGGAAAACAUUCACAACAUCAGAUGGUCUCAAAUCACAUCAUCGUAUUCACACAGGAGAAAAACCGUACAGCUGUGAAGUGUGUUUGAAAACAUUUACUCAAUUAGGUACUCUCAAAUCACAUCAACUUAUUCACACGGGAGAGAAACCGUACAGCUGUGAAGUGUGUUUGAAAACAUUCACGACAUCAAGUGCCCUCCAAAUACAUCACCGUAUUCACACAGGAGAAAAACCUUACUGGUGUGAAGAGUGUGGGAAAAUGUUCAAGACAUCAGGUGAUCUCAAAAUACAUCACCGUAUUCACACUGGAGAAAAACCUUACUGGUGUGAAGAGUGUGGGAAAAUGUUCAAGACAUCAGGUGAACUCAAAUCACACCACCGUAUUCACACUGGAGAAAAACCAUACUGGUGUGAAGAGUGUCGGAAAACUUUUUCUCAAAGUAUCAGUCUUACGGUAUUCCACGAGCGAAUCCACACCGCAUAAGAGAGACGUCACAGCUGUCAGCAAUGUCACAAAUCCUUUACAAAAUCUGGAAAUUUACAGCUCCACCUGCGUAUUCAUACUGGAGAAAAAACGUACAGCUGUGAAGAGUGUGGGAAAACAUUCACUAGAUCAGAUCAUCUCAAAACACAUCACCGUAAACACACUGGAGAAAAACCGUACAGCUGUGAAGAGUGUGGGCAAACGUUCACUACAUCAGGUUCUCUCAAAACACAUCAACGUAUUCACACGGGAGAUAAACCGUACAGCUGUGAAGAGUGUGGGAAAACAUUCACUCAAUCAAGUAAUCUAAAAUCACAUCACCGCAUUCACACUGGAGAAAAACCAUACAGCUGUGAAGAGUGUGGGAAAACGUUCACUCAAUCAGGUGAACUCACAAUCCAUCACCAUAUUCACACUGGAGAAAAACCAUACAGCUGUGAAGAGUGUGGGAAAGCAUUCACUACAUCAGGUCAUCUCAAAGCACAUCAACUUGUUCACACUGGAGAAAAGCCAUACAGCUGUGAAGAGUGUGGGAAAACAUUCACUGGAUCAGGUAAUCUCCAAACACAUCAACGAGUUCACACAGGAGAGAAACCUUACAGCUGUGAAGAGUGUGGGCAAACGUUCAAGACAUCAGGUGCUCUCAAAACACAUCAACGUGUUCACACUGGAGAGACACCGUACUGCUGUCAGCAAUGUGACAAAUCCUUUACAACAUCUGGACAUUUAAAGACCCACCAGCGUAUUCAUACUGGAGAAAAACCGUACAGCUGUGAAGAGUGUGGGAAAACGUUCACUAAAUUAGGUAAUCUAAAAUCACAUCAACGUAUUCACACAGGUGAAAAACCGUACAGCUGUGAAGAGUGUGGGACAACGUUCACUAAAUUAGGUAAUCUAAAAUCACAUCAACUUAUUCACACAGGUGAAAAACCGUACAGCUGUGAAGAGUGUGGGAAAACAUUCAAGGCAUCAAAUAAUCUCAAAUCACAUCAACGUAUUCACACAGGAGAGAAACCGUACAGCUGUGAAGAGUGUGGGAAAACAUUCAAUGUAUCAAGUAAUCUAAAAUCACAUCAACGUAUUCACACAGGUGAAAAACCGUACAGCUGUGAAGAGUGUGGGACAACGUUCACUAAAUUAGGUAAUCUAAAAUCACAUCAAUUUAUUCACACAGGUGAAAAACCGUACAGCUGUGAAGAGUGUGGGAAAACAUUCAAUGUAUCAAGUCAUCUUAAAUCACAUCAACUUAUUCACACAGGUGAAAAACCGUACAGCUGUGAAGAGUGUGGGACAACGUUCACUAAAUUAGGUAAUCUAAAAUCACAUCAACGUAUUCACACAGGUGAAAAACCGUACAGCUGUGAAGAGUGUGGGAAAACAUUCAAUGUAUCAAGUAGUCUAAAAUCACAUCAACGUAUUCACACAGGUGAAAAACCGUACAGCUGUGAAGAGUGUGGGACAACGUUCACUAAAUUAGGUAGUCUAAAAUCACAUCAACUUAUUCACACAGGUGAAAAACCGUACAGCUGUGAAGAGUGUGGGAAAACAUUCAAUGUAUCAAGUAAUCUAAAAUCACAUCAACUUAUUCACACAGGUGAAAAACCGUACAGCUGUGAAGAGUGUGGGACAACGUUCACUAAAUUAGGUAAUCUAAAAUCACAUCAACGUAUUCACACAGGUGAAAAACCGUACAGCUGUGAAGAGUGUGGGAAAACAUUCAAGGCAUCAACUCUCAAAACACAUCAACGUAUUCACACUGGAGAGAAACCGUACAGCUGUGAAGAGUGUUUGAAAACAUUCACGACAUCAGGUGCCCUCCAAAGACAUCACCGUAUUCACACAGGAGAAACACCUUACUGGUGUGAAGAGUGUGGGAAAAUGUUCAAGACAUCAGGUGCCCUCCAAGUACAUCACCGUAUUCACACAGGAGAAACACCGUACUGGUGUGAAGAGUGUGGGAAAAUGUUCAAGACAUCAGGUGCCCUCCAAGUACAUCACCGUAUUCACACAGGAGAAACACCGUACUGGUGUGAAGAGUGCGGGAAAAUGUUCAAGACAAAAGUUGAACUCAAAUCACAUCAAUAUAUUCACACAGGUGAAAAACCGUACAGCUGUGAAGAGUGUGGGAAAACGUUCACUAAAUCAGAUACUCUAAAAGCACAUCAACGUAUUCACACGGGAGAGAAACCGUACAGCUGUGAAGAGUGUGGGAAAACGUUCACUGAAUUAGGUAAUCUAAAAUCACAUAAACGUAUUCACACAGGUGAAAAACCGUACAGCUGUGAAGAGUGUGGGAAAACAUUCAGUACAUCAAGUGCCCUCCAAACACAUCACCGUAUUCACACAGGAGAAACACCGUACUGGUGUGAAGAGUGCGGGAAAAUGUUCAAGACAAAAGGUGAACUCAAAUCACAUCAACGUAUUCACACAGGUGAAAAACCGUACAGCUGUGAAGAGUGUGGGAAAACAUUCAAGGCAUCAAAGUCUCUCAAAACACAUCAACGUAUUCACACUUGAGAAAAACCAUACAGCUGUGAAGAGUGUGGGACAACGUUCACUAAAUCAGGUACUCUAAAAUCACAUCAACGUAUUCACACAGGAGAAAAACCUUACUGGUGUGAAGAGUGUGGGAAAAUGUUCAAGACAUCAGGUUUCCUCCAAACACAUCACCGUAUUCACACAGGAUAAAAACCAUACUGGUGUGAAGAGUGUGGGAAAACACUUUCUCAAAGUACCAGUCCUACGGUACGUCCACACGGUUCCGUCGCGUGCUUCAACGGAGACGCUUCCCAUUCACU
Molecule: messenger RNA, 3900 nt
Organism: Trematomus bernacchii (emerald rockcod)
Lineage: Eukaryota; Metazoa; Chordata; Actinopteri; Perciformes; Nototheniidae
Product: zinc finger protein 208-like
Biological process (GO): regulation of DNA-templated transcription
Molecular function (GO): RNA polymerase II cis-regulatory region sequence-specific DNA binding; DNA-binding transcription factor activity, RNA polymerase II-specific
Source: RefSeq, a predicted model, not a curated record